AAGUGCAGCUCUCACACACAGCUGGGUUUUAUUUUUCUCUGUGCAGUUUUAUGAUGUGGACAGCAUCUGCGACAAAAAAGGGAUACAUGUUACCGUUGUUUGGAUGUGCUUCCUAACUGUGACAGUGGAUAAGUUGCAGCCCUGACAAUGAUGGCAGUGAGGAGGAGACUGCUCCCCUGCGCGUGUCUGGGGCUGCUGGGUCUCCUUUGCUGGGUCUUGGUCUCCGGUGCCUUUUCCCCUGAGACGGAGCACCAAAUGGAGUUCAUGGACGCCAGUGAGCUGGGAGCGUUUCAGCCGCAGAGUGCCCUGUCAGACAUGGAGUUCUCAGCCAUCAGCUCAUACCGUGGCCCUGGCAACAAGGACCAGCGUAGCAACAAGGAGCUACCCAUUCUGCUGUGGUGGAGCGCGGGACUCUUCCCCCACUUUCCCGGGGACACGGAGCGCAUCGACUGUGCCACUUCUUCGUGCAUGGCCACGAGUAAUCGCAAGGUCCAGCACCACAAGAGGACGGCUUCCAUCAUCUUCUACGGGACGGACUUCCGGGCGUACGAGGCGCCGCUCCCCCGGCCGCCCCACCAGACCUGGGCGCUGUUCCACGAGGAGUCGCCCAUGAACAACUACCUGCUCUCCCACGGGCCGGGCAUCCGCCUGUUCAACCACACGGCCACCUUCAGCCGGGGCUCGGACUACCCGCUGACGCUGCAGUGGCUGCCCACCCUCAGCUACCUGCUGCAGCCCGCCGCCGUGCCGCUGCGGGAGAAGAACCUGUGGAGGGCCAAGGGCCUGGCCCCCGUGCUCUACAUGCAGUCCCACUGCGACGUUCCCUCGGACCGAGACCGCUACGUCCGGGAGCUCAUGAAGUACAUCGAGGUGGACUCCUACGGGAAGUGCCUCAACAACAAGGCGCUGCCGGCGGAGCUGGAGGACACGGCCACGGCCACCGGCGAGGAGCCGCGCUUCAUGAGCUUCGUGGCGCGCUACAAGUUCCACCUGGCGUUGGAGAACGGCCUGUGCUCCGACUACAUGACGGAGAAGCUGUGGCGCCCGCUGCACCAGGGCUGCGUGCCCGUGUACCGGGGCUCGCCGUCGGUGGCCGACUGGAUGCCCAACGGCCGCGCCGUGGUGCUGGUCGACGACUUCUCCUCCCCCGGGGAGCUGGCCGCCCUCCUGCGGCACCUGGACCAGGACGACGAGGCCUACGCCCGCUACCUGGAGUACAAGGACCCCGACGGCGGCGUCGCCAACGCCCGCCUGCUGGAGCGCCUGGAGGCCCGGGAGUGGGGCGUGAACGACAUGAGCAAGCCCAACUACCUCAACGGGUUCGAGUGCUACGUGUGCGACCGGGAGAACGCCCGCCUGGCCGCCGAGCGGGCCCAUCAGCGGGCGCCGCAGCAGGCCCCGCCUCCGCCGCCGGCCAAGAUGGCCAACAACUCCCACAUGGGCUGUCCGCUGCCCAGGCCGGGGUACGGAGACAUCGGAGACGUCCCGCCAGAUGAUGGAUGGUUGCAAAUAUGGCCCCUGGAUUACUGGCAAAGCCUGGACCAAGCAGAAGGUCUGGAGUCUCUGAUUAGACAUAAUGAGUCGGACCCAUCGCUCCUGUGGCAGCACAUCCAGAACAUCGCUGUGAGGAGAGCCAGAGGGAAGCACUGACACUUUGACGGACAGAAGAUGGGUCACAGCAGGAUUCAUCCACGGUGCCCUGUGGCGACUGUUGGGAGGUCGUGUUCUCCCUCUGUUACAAUGACCGAAUAAUACAUCAAUCAGUGAGGGGAGGGUUCUUAAGAGUUAUAUUUUAAUAUUUAGAGUAUUAGCAUACUUUUUCACAAUUCCUGAAUAUUUUAAUUGUAAUCAGUGAGCGCUAAUUCCCCGACACAAUCAUUCCUUCAUUACUGAAACCUAUUAUAUAUACAUACCUCUGACAGUAUUGAAUAUAUCAGUAUUACAUUUUUACAUCUAAAACUCUUUAUUCGGGUUCAUUGGAUCUCGUUAUCGAUUCUUGACUAGAAAUCGUACAGAAUACUAAAAGGGCUGCUCACUGGCAUUCCUGCCUCUCACGACAUGGGCUCAGCACCCCAGUCAGAGGUGUGUGUGUGUGUGUGUGUGUGUGAGAGGCCCUUCACAGGGUACAUAUAGCCCUCCACCUUCAGGGCAUCUGUGCUAUUUGGAGCUCCUCAAUUGCCCGUAUUGUGUGCGAAUGACUCUGUACCGGCCUUGGAUCCCAUCCAGAGGAGCUGUUGACCUUUGCAGUCUAUUGUCCAGACCUUUCAGGCUUGGUCGGCACAGUCAUCCAGGAAAAAAAUGAUGAAGGGACGGACAAUACUUCAACACUAUGGCAUACAAAUGUAAAAUGACCUGGGGGGGGGGGGGGGGGGGUAUACUUGUGUUAUGACUAUCAUCAAGACUGUACCUUUUGCAAAAAGCUGAAUAUGCUCUUUUGUUAUGCACAGCAGGUAGUUGCAUAAUCUUAAACUGCAUAAACAUAUUGUCUGACUAAUUAAGGAUGUAGAGAUAUGCAAUGAAAAUGGUGUCUGACUGAGGGAUAUUAAGAAAACAGGCAAAUGUUAUAUUUACAAAAGUUAAGUUCAGAAUUCCUAGGGGAAGUUAAUCCAUGUGCAAUAGCUUCAAGGGACAUCUCACUGGCACUGUAAUGUAUAAAAUCGCCUGCAACUAUUGAGAAAUUGCAGAUGUUCCACUAGCCUAACCUUAGUUCACCAUCUGUGCAAUAUGUUAAUUUUCAAAUUGGGAAUUGCCUCACUUUAAAAUAUGCAGCCUGUAGACUUAAUAAUCAUGUGCAUGGGGCUGACGUUACCAGCCAGAUAAACACACAUUUAUAUGGGGAUUCUGUAAAUCACUUUAUUUUAAAAGCAAAGGAUCACAGAAAGUGAACAUAUUUUGUACAUCAAGAAAUAAAAAGUUAA
Molecule: messenger RNA, 2918 nt
Organism: Gadus morhua (Atlantic cod)
Lineage: Eukaryota; Metazoa; Chordata; Actinopteri; Gadiformes; Gadidae
Gene: pofut4
Product: protein O-fucosyltransferase 4
Exons: 5
Coding region: 148-1650 (500 amino acids)
Cellular component (GO): Golgi membrane
Molecular function (GO): alpha-(1->3)-fucosyltransferase activity
Source: RefSeq, a predicted model, not a curated record